UGCGUCGUUGCAUAGUAACCAGCACAGCUUCACCCAGUGCCAGAGUAAAGCGCAAAUAACGACUACGGAGAGACAGAUAGAGGCGGCAUCGGGGGGACAGACCACCGGUCUCCGGGAAGGUGGGACACGAGUCAGGGCACAGGGUGAUAUAACAGCCCUGCAGCAGGAAAACUCUCAUUUGCAGCAAAAGUGUAAUAGAGAAAUGAGCACCACUGAUAAUUGAGGAACAAAGUACGUUAGCCGGCCCGUGUUGCACUUUGCAUUAUGGAUGACGAUGAUGAGAGUCUCAACACUUUCCUAGCUUACACAAAGAGCCCUAAAACCUCAAAAAGGACUUCUUUCCAGGACGAGCUGAAGAAGGCCGUUAGUUCUCGAGUUUCACGACAGCAGGCUGUAGAAGAGUCUGACAAUUCAGAUUACUCAGAAGAGUUUGAAAGUGAUGAUAGUUUAGAAGACUAUCUUCAGGAGACAAAAACCGUUGAAUCAAAAAAGCAGAAAAGUCUUCAUGAUUUCCACUUCUCAGAAGAUGAAAAGUCACCUGGGAAAUUGUCUUUCAUUAAAAGUAAGAAGCAAACAGACAUAAAUAGCAGCAAGCAGCAAGACCACAGCGUGAUCACCAAUGAUAUCAAUAAGGGAGACUAUAAACAUGCUCUGCCAAAAUCACCAGACAAAGAAGGCACACCUACGCCAAAGCCAAGAGAGUCCAGGAGGAAGCAUGUACCUUCACAUAGUUUAGAAGACUAUCUUCAGGAGACAAAAACCAUUGAAUCAAAAAAGCAGAAAAGUCUUCAUGAUUUCCACUUCUCAGGAGAUGAAGAGUCACUUGGGAAAUUGUCUUUCAUUAAAAGUAAGAAGCAAACAGACAUAAAUAGCAGCAAGCAGCAAGACCACAGCGUAAUCACCAAUGAUAUCAAUAAGGGAGACUAUAAACAUGCUCUGCCAAAAUCACCAGACAAAGAAGGCACACCUACGCCAAAGCCAAGAGAGUCCAGGAGGAAGCAUGUACCUUCACCUGAAGGCGUUAGUGCUUCUGUAUUUGAGGAAAGCUUAAAGCCAACUCCACAGCAUAGAAACUUACUUAAAAAAAGCACUCACCUAGAAGAUAAAGCUGAGGAAAAGCAGCCCAGCACCAAACUGUCCUCGCUGUCCGCUCCUUCGUCUCUAACGAGACUUAACGAUACGGUUCCUGUUUCUGAAAAACAAUCAUUUUCCGAGAGAUGUAGCCCAGAGGGUUAUAGGUUGCCAAACCCGCCUUCUCCACCUUCACAAUUCAAGUCUCUCUCGAUAACACGUGAUGAUAACUAUGAAAAAAUCACAAGGGAAUCAGUGCUAUUAAAAGAUCUACAAAUGGGAGAAGUUGAUGGUCCAGGAAGCACUGAGUCACAUGGUAAUGGAACGAAAUCAGCUUCUGUCUUAGACAUGAUGUUAAUGGAUGUAAAAGAAAAGUCUAUGAAACAGGAGGACAAAGUUCCAAUCCCUGAGGAAAAUCGUGCAAGCCACUCCUCUAGUGACCACAAUCUUUGGGGUAAUCAUGGGAGGCUGAACCAGAACCACAGGCAACAAAAGCUUGAUCCUCCAAAGGACUCGGAAUUAUCAUCGGAACUAGGCAGAUCUAAAUCGAGCAGUAAGAAGAGAUCUACCAAACAGAACACUCCUAAGGCACGCUAUUUGGGAACAUUAACCAUAUUAGACAAGUCAGUUAAUGACAAUAACUGUGAAGUAGAAGCUGCAGAUACUUUGCGUGCUGCUGUUUAUCAGAACUGGCUGGAAAAGAAGAAAGUAUUUGUUCAUGAACUACAUCAACUGAAAAAGGCUAAAGCGGAGCAGGAGAAAGAGAAAAUAAAAAUGGAGAGCACAAUGAAAAAAGAAGAAGCCAUGGCCGCUUUUAUGGCCUGGAAAACUGAAAAGAAGAAAGAAACAAAACAGAAUGAAAUGAAGCAGAAAUUGGAACAAAAGAAAAAGAUGGAUGAAAUUCAAGAAAUUGCAAGCAAGAAGGAGGAUUGCAGGAAGGCAUUUGAGAAGUGGAAAGAAGCUAAGGAAGAUUAUUUAAGGGAAAUAACUCUGAAACAAAAGCUGACCGAAAUGGAGAAAAACAGACAGGAGCAGACAAUGAAAAUGGAAAAGACCAAUGACAGCAAGUCUGCUUUUAUAAAAUGGAACGAACGAAAGGAACACGUGUUGACUGAAAAGAAAAAGCAAGAGAGGUCUGAGAAAAGGAAACUGGAGAAAAUAAAAGCAGAAAAAGAGGAGCAAGAGAGAAAGGCUCAGGAACUCUAUGAGAAAUGGCUGAAGAGAAAAGAGCGACAGGAAUUGAUGGAAAAGAAGCAGAAAAGGCUGCAGGUCAUCUUAGACGACGAUGGCCCUCCUCCAUGGAGUCCCCCAGGAAACACUAUCUCAGCCGGAAGAUGAUUGCAGUCUCAAUUGUACAAACUGUAAUAUCAAUAUUUCUCAAUCUCA
Molecule: messenger RNA, 2457 nt
Organism: Pseudophryne corroboree (corroboree frog)
Lineage: Eukaryota; Metazoa; Chordata; Amphibia; Anura; Myobatrachidae
Gene: MAP9
Product: microtubule associated protein 9
Exons: 15
Coding region: 265-2409 (714 amino acids)
Biological process (GO): regulation of mitotic cytokinesis; mitotic spindle assembly; mitotic cytokinesis
Cellular component (GO): astral microtubule
Molecular function (GO): microtubule binding
Source: RefSeq, a predicted model, not a curated record